UCCGAGACAGCGAGUUGCUGCCGAACACCGCCCGACCAAAGUCAACACCCCCCCUUGGGUCUGGAGUGGUUUUUCCGAAUUUCGAGACGUUCGUCACUGCAGUACUCACUGUUUGGCCCAUUGCUUGAAGUUCAGGCAAUCCCCGCCAAACAGUGAUGUUUGGAACCGACAGUGCCGACGUGUCACCGAGGACGACAAGUCCCCUGACGCGUUCUCACGAGUCGUUGCAUGCCGUCCAUGCACAGCACCAAUCUCCUUCGGCCACGAACCCCAAACUCGCUCCGUCACCGCUGAGCUCGGAAUACCAACCCAACGGGUCCCUGAACGGUGAUGCUUCCCUGCGUCAACCUCCGUCCGACUCGGCCAAGCUUGCUCCGCCGCAAGAUCCGACUCUCGCGGCAGUCUCGGAGCGUUUGAGAAAACAUCAGGCAUCGAACCCUCCGAACGGCAGGCUUCCUAAUGGAGGACUUUCGGCAGGUCCGUCAUCACAGCAACUGUCAAAUGAAGCUCGCAAGGGAAAAGAGCAGGAGUCCAUAAGGCAGGCAACAGAUCGCGCAAGCAAUCUCGAUCAUCUUUCAGCAGAGGAUGCAACUUCCCCAGGCCGGCGAAGUGUCCAGUUCGCUCGCCGCCCCGUAACUCCAAGACAGUCGACGGAGCGGCCACGAACAAGGCCCUCGAGUCGAGACGCGGAUUAUGCCAUUGCGGAAUCGCCAGAGUCUUCUCCAAAAGAAAGGAAAGGCUCGGCCUCCUUGUUUUCAAGAAUCAAGGCGUUUUCGCCGCCAUCUCUUCUACAAUCACAUGGAAGGAGCCCAAGUGGAUUUACCAUCGGUGAUGGUCUCAUUGACGAAAAUCCGACGCCAGCCCUCUCCCCAGCUUCUGAACGAUAUCCGAGUCGACCAAUGAGCCCCGUGACGGACGAAGGAAGUGAUGCGGAUGCCGAGGAGAGCGCCACAGAAGGCGCCUCUGGAACUGCGACGCCGCGAAGAAAUGGGCGAAGUCGAAGCCGUCGUGUUUCCUUUGACGGUCCGCAUACCGCCCCGACGACUCCCAAAGGACCAUCGCGUGACGGCACUCCCGCGGCCUCGCCCGUCGACUACUUCCGGCCAAGCUUCCUCCGAAGACGAGCUACCAUGACAGAUGUGCCAGAAUCAGAACGGCAGGGUGUAUCUGAAGAUGAGGGCCGCGAUCGACUCGGUAAAGGUGGCGCAUGGCGAAGGGGCAGCGCCUGGGUCCAUAUGGGUCGUGGCUUGAGUUACGCUGGUAACCGAAAACAAGAUGGCGAUGGCACAGAAGGCGGCGAGCCACGACGCCCAAGCAACUUUAGGCGUAUCACUGGCUUUGGCGGUGGUCAUUCCGACGCUCAGGAUGGCUCGCCUGCGGGCUGGCGAGGUCGCGCCGAGAGAGCCCCAAGCCUCAGUGCGCAAAAAUGGCGGCAACUGAAGGCCGGCUUGAAGAUGAUUGGACAAAAGAAGAAGGAAGAGAGCAAGAUUGAUUCAGCCAAAUCGGCUGAACUCCUCGCCGAAUUAACCGCCGGUAUCCCUGCCGCCCUCAUUUUUGCGAGCAUGUUCCAGAGGGACGAACACGGGCACAAGAGGAUCCCCAUCCUGUUGGAACAGCUCAAAGUUCGCAUCACGGACAGCAAGAAGAUGGAGACGAGCGGUGAUCGUCAUGUGGUCUUCAGGAUCGAGCUCGAGUACGGUAGUGGCCUGACGCGGAUGAAGUGGAUCAUUCAUCGAGCCUUGAGAGAUUUUGCCAACCUUCACGUUCGAUACAAGCUGCAAAACAGCACAGAAAAGUAUAUCCAGUUCAAAGAGGAUUCGACUCGCGCAAAACUUCCUCACUUUCCUCGAAGUGCAUUUCCGUACCUUCGCGGUGUCCGAGGGCUGGGCAGCGAUGAAGAGGAGGAUGACGAAGCAGACGAACAAAGCGCUCCUGAAGGUGCUCCCGCAAGACCAGGGAAGAAAAGGCAACAGCGGCGACCUUCGUUUGCGAAGCGGCGAAGAUCUAGCAUGCCUGGUGGGGAAACUGGGGCAGGCACCACAGGUGUUGAUGGCCGAGCAGGCAGUGCAGUUGGCAUUGGUGGUAUGAGGAAAGAUACUUACCAUGAGCGCCAGCGAAGAAAGCUUGAACUUUAUCUGCAGCAAAUGAUUCGUUAUCUCAUCUUCCGAGCAGAAAGCAAUCGUCUGUGCAAAUUCCUCGAGCUAUCCGCCCUCGGCGUGCGCUUAGCUGCCGAGUCCAGCUAUCACGGCAAGGAAGGGUUCCUUAUAAUCCAGUCUGGCAAAGGCAUUGACUUCAGGAAAGCCUGGAAACCAGGGAUGGUGACCAGGAGGCACUCGCCCAAAUGGUUCUUGGUCCGACACAGUUACGUGGUCUGCGUCGACUCGCCCGAAGAAAUGAACAUUUACGAUGUCUUCCUCGUGGACUCGGACUUUACGGUCAACACCAAGAGGAAAAGACUACGAGACCAGAAUGCCAAAGAUCUCGCCAAGACCGCAAAGGAUUCGGCCACUCCGCAACAUCAUCUACUGCGGCUCCAGAAUUCAGAGCGCAAAAUGAAGCUGCUGGCAAAGAAUGAGAGACAAUUGCACCAAUUCGAAGAAUCCAUUCGAUUCAUGGCCUCAAACACCAUCUGGUCGAAGAAGAACCGUUUCGACAGCUUUGCCCCUGUCCGUAGCAACGUCUUUGCCCAAUGGCUGGUUGAUGGCCGUGAUUACAUGUGGAAUGUGUCUCGAGCAAUAAGCAUGGCCAGGGACGUAAUUUACAUUCACGAUUGGUGGCUCAGUCCAGAAUUAUACAUGCGACGACCAGCCGCAAUCAGCCAGAAAUGGCGAUUGGAUCGCCUUCUCCAGCGCAAGGCGCAGGAAGGUGUCAAGGUAUUCGUCAUCAUGUACCGAAACAUCAACUCUGCAAUCCCUAUCGAUUCCGAAUACACAAAAUUCUCAUUGCUUGACUUGCAUCCCAAUGUGUUUGUCCAGAGAUCGCCCAACCAGUUCCGGCAGAACACUUUCUUCUGGGCUCACCACGAGAAGAUUUGCAUCAUUGACCACGCGGUAGCAUUUAUGGGUGGAAUAGACCUUUGCUUUGGCCGAUGGGAUACGCCUCAACACCCCGUAGUGGACGACAAGUUGACCGGGUUUGAGCCGUCUGACAUGCCAAAGGAUGCUGACCACUGCCAGUUGUGGCCCGGCAAAGACUAUUCGAACCCUCGUGUCCAGGACUUUUACGCCCUGGACAGACCUUAUGAGGAAAUGUACGACCGAGCCCGGAUCCCUCGAAUGCCCUGGCAUGAUAUUGCCAUGCAGCUUGUUGGGCAGCCGGCGCGUGACCUGACGCGGCACUUUGUCCAGCGGUGGAAUUACAUUCUGCGCCAGCGAAGACCCACACGUCCCACACCGUUCUUGCUUCCGCCGCCGGAUUUCAACGCGGCUGAUUUGGAGGCCUUGGGUCUCCAAGGGACCUGCGAAACCCAGAUUCUUCGCUCAGCAUCCUGGUGGUCAUUGGGAACACCUGACAGGACGGAGCACAGCAUUAUGAAUGCUUAUAUCAAGAUGAUUGAGCAGUCGGACCAUUUUGUCUACAUUGAGAACCAGUUCUUUGUUACCAGCUGUGAAGUCGAAGGCACAAGAAUUGAAAAUCUCAUUGGUGACGCGCUCGUCGAGCGUAUCGUCCGUGCAGACAAGAAUGGAGAGCCCUGGCGCGCAGUUAUUAUCAUCCCGCUCAUGCCGGGUUUCCAGAACACGGUUGACAGCCAAGAUGGCACAAGUGUUCGACUGAUUAUGCAGUGUCAGUACCGCAGCAUCUGCCGCGGUGAAGCAUCAAUCUUUGCCCGGCUUCGAGCGGCUGGAAUUGAGCCGGAGGACUACAUCCAGUUCUACAGUUUACGAAACUGGGGCAAGAUUGGACCGGCCAAGCAGCUUGUCACUGAACAGCUUUACAUUCAUGCCAAGUGUAUGAUUGUAGACGACCGCAUCGCGAUAAUUGGGUCUGCCAACAUCAACGAGCGGUCAAUGCUGGGUUCGCGGGACUCUGAAGUUGCGUGCGUUAUUCGAGACACGGAUAUGCUUUGGUCUCGGAUGGCCGGAGAACCGUACAUGGUUGGACGUUUCCCGCAUACCCUUCGCAUGAGAUUAAUGAGAGAGCACCUGGGACUCGACGUCGACGAGAUUAUGGAAGAGGACCGGCUAGCUGAAACGGAGGACCGCAAGUCUCAAUGGGAGCGUGAAAUGGAUCGAUUCCAUGAUGGGACGGCGGAUUCUAUUGCGUCAAAUUCUACGCGCGAGAACAAAGAGACUAUGGAUAAGCUAGUAGACUCGCGGCACAAGGCUCAAGAUGACAUGCUGGCCAAGAACGAGAAGAUGUUUAGCUUCAAUCAUGACGUUGACUGGGAACAGGAGAACAAUCCCAAUCUUCGGUCGAGCAAGAGGCUCACCGAAGAUCCUCGGGUCCAGGGUAAUCCAGCCCAUGCAAAGGAUGUCCGUGGCGACGGAUUCGACCAUAUGAAUGAGUGCAGCAAGGAAGCAAUAAGCACGGCGCGCGACUCGAUCCACGCUGGUGAUAAUCGAGAGGUCUUGGUGACGAAUGUGGCGGACGAAGGCAAGAGCCGUCGCCCUUCACCACCCAAGCCUCAGACACAUCGUGAACCAUCAAAGACCUCUACAAACAAGGGCUCCGAGAGUUCCACAGGCAAUGCAAGACUCCCACCUCCACUUCUAGUCAGGAGCACGACGGCAGAAUUGGGUCUGCCCUUGCUCUCUCAACUCCCGCCUCUACCUGUAACAGACGACACCGACAUUGGCGGACCUCCUAUCCAGAUAUUCUCCGGCCGUGCUCCAGAGUUGGUCAACCCCUUGGUCGCCGAUAUGCGGCGGCCUCUUGUUGAGCGUGACUGCAUGCGGGACCCACUGAACGAUUCGUUCUUUCUCGAUACAUGGCAUGCCGUUGCCGAAAACAAUACUCGUCUCUACCGCACAGUCUUUCGCUGCAUGCCAGACAAUGAAGUCAAGUCUUGGAAGGAGUAUAAGGAGUAUGCGGCCUACUCGGAGCGCUUUGCUCACGCACAGGGCUUAGGUCGGAGCAAGUCACGACUCGAGCGGGAAAAUGCCAUUAGAGCAAGCGGACCUCCCGGUGCAGGCCACACAGCAGAAAAGAUUGCGUCGCUUGGCCCUAUCGGCGAAAAGGUGCACGACGCAAGCGCGACAUUCCUCGACAAGGUGCCAGGGAAGAAGAACAACCACAACAACGGAGCCUUUAUGUCGGACGUUCGCGAUCUCGCUGCUGCAGGAGACCGAGCACAGGCUGAGCGCGAAGCCCACGGAGCCAGCAAGUCGAGCCUGGUUCCGUCACACUUGGGUGACGGGGAAGUUGCAGACGAAAAGUCGGCUACCUCGAGACCGUCUCAAGACAACCGCGGCGGUGAACCUCCCCAUCGGACAAUUACAAUCAGCGAGAAGCAAGACUUUGAGAAGCCGCGCAAGGCAGCUACAGCGCCAUUGCUCGGGGGCCCGCAUGAACCGAGCGAGGCUAAGCUGAGCCACCAUGCCAGCACCACCAGCGGGACUACUCGACGAAGGCGCCGAGCGACGACACGGAGUUCCAGACGCGAGUUCCAAGCCAGCGAUGACUUGAUUGAUCUGAAGGAUGCCGAGGAGCUCAUGAAGAUGGUCCAAGGCCAUCUCGUCGUGUGGCCAUACGAGUGGCUGGCCCGAGAGGAACAAGGUGGCAAUUGGCUGUACAGUAUUGAUCAACUGGCACCUCUUGAAAUCUAUAAUUAAUGCCGUCAUACAUUUGCGCAUAGGAUAUUCUCCGAUCUCCGUAUACACGGCACAUGAACCUUGUACUAUACAACUAUACGUACUCUUUUCCUUGCCGUCCACCUUUGUUCACGCCGCUGCUUUCCCUCGUGGCAGUUUACAGUUUCAGAAAGGGCGUCAGACACAUUGUCUUGGAUGUCUAUAGGAUUGGGUGGCUCUUGGCUCUCUUUUUGCUGUACACGAUAUCACCACCGAUUCAGCAUCAGUCUUCGUCUUUUUAUCACCUCAAUAUCUUUUGGGUCCGCUACAUAUUCAUGGUCUGCAUUUCGUUCGGCGCUUCGGAAUGGCACAGCACAUGCUCGGCUGGUCUCAUAUCUCGUUACCCUCGCUGUUCUCUGACUCCUUUUACUAUUUUUUCUAUUGCUAUCAAUCUUUAAGAUAUUAAUACCAUUAGUUCUUGAUGUUUCGUUUAGUACUAGGGGCUCAGGCAGCCAUUAUACACUUAUUUGAAGUCG
Molecule: messenger RNA, 6265 nt
Organism: Xylona heveae TC161
Lineage: Eukaryota; Fungi; Ascomycota; Xylonomycetes; Xylonales; Xylonaceae
Product: phospholipase D
Exons: 3
Coding region: 156-5771 (1871 amino acids)
Biological process (GO): cell motility
Molecular function (GO): catalytic activity; phosphatidylinositol binding
Source: RefSeq, a predicted model, not a curated record